This is a messenger RNA of Echinostoma caproni, 4998 nucleotides long. NCBI's taxonomy places the organism in Eukaryota, Metazoa, Platyhelminthes, Trematoda, Plagiorchiida, Echinostomatidae. The record is from the annotation of a GenBank genome assembly.
AUGAUGAAAAAAGUCAUUUUAGUGUUGAAAACUAUCAAGGGAAAUGCAGCUGGUGAUUUCUCUUUGGAAAGACAGGUUUUGGCUGAACGAGUCUAUCCGGAAUUGCGGGAGUACACACGUGAACAAUACGGUCUGGAAUUACAGAUUAUCGAUCCCAGGCCACAAAACAAAACUCUACUUUUGGAAUCAGUGAACUAUCGUGAGUUUUUCAUCGAACAAUGUCGGAAAUUCUGCAAAUCUACCGCGGACUGUUGUCCUGUGAUAUUGUUUGGUCAAAAACUCGGUCUACCCUUGCUACCUACACGAAUUCCAGCAUCCAUAUGGGACUUGAUCAUGAAUCGCGCUGGACAGAAGCGGGCAAAUCCACUUCACCUGCUAGUCAAACAACUCGACUUUGAUCACUGGUAUGGGUUGGACAAAAACGGUCUCCCUGAACCGCAGCGUGUGCUAAAAUCACUGGAUCAGCUUUAUCCGGGACUGUUGGCUGAAGAUUUUCCUACCAGACGUUCGGCUUAUUCAAAGUGGAAUGAGGACCGAGACAACCUGGUUCGCUUUCUCUAUUAUUCCGCAUCAUUAUGUGUGCAAGAAGAUCUGUUAACUUCGGAAACUGUGGACAAAUUAUUCGUGGGUGAACUAUCAACCACCAUCCACCACGCCCUCGACCACAUCGCAUCUCAAGACGCUGCACACAAUGCAGGUUCGUACGGUCCAAUCGCCCUGAUGCGUUCGAUAAUUGAUGUAGAUCAAUUCAAACACGAAGCAGCCGGUGCUUCCGACUACCUCGAUUUGUUGCCUACCCUGUUUCGUUCGGAGAAGAACAGAAUGAAUCCACAAAUCGAUUCAUUCUUGAUGGAACAACUAGUGGUGUUGAAUCAAUAUGUCAAUAUACAUAUAAAAAAUGGAAUAUGCAAAACUUCAGAGCACCUGAUGAAAGUUUUGUGGAGAAAUCCAUCAGGAAUAGAUCGGAAGUUCCAUGCGGACUAUCUGGAUCAAUUUGUUGAUGAAUUCAAAAAAUUGGCUUUUGACGCUAUUGACAUUCGGGCGAAAGCAAAAUUGACCGCUUUGAAUCAGACUAUUGAGAGGAUAUCCCAGCCGAACGGAACUGUCGGAGUGACCACCAAUGCGUUGGAGAUCCCGGUGAGCUCGGACAUAGCAGUUAUCAAGGCCCGACUUCUUCAGCAAUCUAUUCGAGCAUGGGAUCAGGCUUGGAAUAGCGCAGCUGGCAUUGAACGACUGGCCCCACUGGCCAAAUGUCGUGAAAAUGAAAUACAAAUACUGGUAGACUAUUUGAUGAAUGAACACGCGACGAAACCACUUUUAGUCUAUUCGGUGAACAACACAGACAAGAAUGGUUGCAAUGACACCGCGAACUCUGACGACUUGGCUUCCGCGGUGGCAUGUGCUGCAUUCCUGGAAGCACAUCGUACACUGUCCGAAUCUGCCGAGGCUGUUCUGAUUGGACACAAUGCCACCAAGCCGAUGGAAGUUUCAAGAUUGUUGGCUUAUCUAGCAGACCAACUCUCUGUCGCAUUGUGCCAGAGUCGAGACAAGUUUGAUUCGACCACCCUGUCCACACUUCUAAACUCCGUAGGUGUUCAGUUGUCUUCGCACUCGAAACGCCCUGUUCUAUUCAUUCUCGCCGGAGUGCAUCUCAUUGUUGAUUCCAAUAGCAACAACUUUAACGUGACCACUCCUAGCAUCGCUCUAACCGAGGCAAGCCAUCUCCCACAUCAACUUCAUCCGGGAGUAAAACUGAUCUUGGCCGGAAAGGUGCAAACAUUCUCCACGAUUGAAGGUGCAUCAACAUCAGUGCUUCUGCCUAAAACAUGCUUGACAUUGGAAAUCACUCCACCGAGCGUUCGGGAUGCGAUCAGUGUAUGUCUGGGGGCCCUGACCGAGAACAGUCGGAUUCUGACUCAGGAACAAAUCACUGAGUUGUAUCAAGCGUUAGAUCAGCUUGGUAGUCGACGUGAUCUGUUGAAUUGUAGCUACGUUCUGACCAAAUCGUUGCUCUGUUUUGUUCGAUCUGAUGACCGCGUUGAAAGUACACAAAUUGUGCAAUGGGUUGACGACAACAACAAGACUCUGUCGGCAUUCAUCAGCUGUUACUCACCCCAUUUUUCACCUCGUAUUAUCGACCAGAUUAUCCGCUAUUUGUAUCUGGCUUCGUCUAGCAUGGACAACACAUCUCCGGCCGGUUUGACAGAGACGGAGUUGGAUAAUUUGUUAGUUCUUGAUCAGCAAUUUCACCCGAUCGGAACAAACCCUAAUUCCGUAAAUUCCACGGAGACCUCGAUUAUUCUGGACUCUGCGGAACGGGCAUUGAUUUGGUCAGCGUUACGUCAGUCGCCGAUUCUACAAAACAUUGUCAUUCCAUAUGAACAAUAUUUAGAUGGAUAUUUAUGUCUUAUCUGGAACAGUCCACUGGUAGCAGGAGGCACAAAUCUCACGGAAGAAGCAAAUAUCAUGGCUGACUAUUUCCUGAAUACAUGGUCGCUUAAGCUCAAAGCUUCACGUGAUCCCAAUGUUGACAUAGCAUUGUCCAUCGAUAGAACCAAAUCCGUACUGAAACAAAAUAUUUAUCUCGGUGAAAAAACUCAUGCGUUUCCGUCACUCGGACUGGAAUACAAUGUCAGAUAUCUGCGUCAAGUUGGAUUUUGUCUCCUCCGCACCGGUGAAUUGACCGAAUGGGCGAAUCAUACCUGGUUCAGUUUUAAAUGGUUACACUCCACCAUGUUUGCAGCGGGAAUGUGGGAACUUUUGAAUUUGUUUCCCAAAAUAGAGAACUAUUUUCCAAACAAAGAUUCAACUAAAUCACUUAGUAAACUUCAAUUUCAGUCUGGCUUGGUGUAUGAAGCUUUGGCGAAUAGUGCUCCACUCUUACAGGGUCAUCCAAAUUUGUUGGCAGCUGAAAUCAUUGGACAACUAUCACCAUUUGUCCCCUUGGUACCCACGUCACAGUCGCACAAAACGGGCAUAGAGUUGCUGGUGGAUCAAUGCAAGACUGUCGCUCCGUGGUACAAUCCCAUUUAUCCACUUCACGCGUAUUCCGAUAUCCCCGGAAGUCCAAUGGUCGGUCGUUUGUCUUGUCCAAGCCCCCUUUUAGACAUGUGCAUACAGUCUGGUUCCGAGUCGAAUGACUUGCUCGUCAAGUUGGACCACGACCCGAUUAUUUAUCGAUUUGCCUGUAGCGCUCAAAAACGUUUACCUAAUAUGGAAACGGGUCACGGACGUAUGUUUCUCUGUCCAAAUGUCUACCAGAUGGACGCAGAAUCGCAUGGUCGUGUCCCAAUGAUUGGACAGAUCAACACAGGUUUGUGGAUCGCUGCAAGUUGUGGAUUGAUUAUUACUGACUUAAAAGCUGAAGUGCUGGCCUUGGAUCUCACCGAUGAGCAUGUGGGUCUGAUUGUAAGUACAAAACGAUUACUCGGUGCCAAACGCUCUUUCUCCUCCUCUUCCUCCUCUGGUCAUCGGACGGAUUCCGCGUCGAACUCCUCCGAUACGUCUCUCACGGAGCACUUAGCGGCUGGAACUAGCAAUCAUAUAGUUAUUUUUGAAUUGACCACUGGGAAACCGGUUCAAAUUCUGAGUCCCUUCCCCAGAGCCAAUUUUAUCACACUUGGUCAACUGGAAAAAAACGAGGGCCAGAAUAAAAAUGUCGGAAACUCGGCGGUCUUUUUCACUAACUCCAAUCGUGUAUUACUGGGAUUUAGAACAAGUACCGGUGAACAACUGUUUGCUUUGACGCUGGAAAUUCGUCCGGUAAAACUCCUACCCAGUUGGAUCGGAGGUGGCCACAAUUUGUUUUUACAAUUCGAGCACUCGGCCAAGUUGGUUCAGCUGAAAUUGAACUGUAACGGCGAGGUGAGUAAAUCGAUCACGAUUUCAUUUGAGAACAGUCUGGCCGGAGACCGGAUAGUGGAUUUUCUAUUGGCCAACUCGAAUCCGUAUUUGCUUAUUCAUGCGCACACACAAAUUUUGGUCUAUGAUUUUCACGCGGACCAAUUGGUGACACAUAUAUUUCCACCGGUUGGAAUGCCACACACAAUCCGGUUGCCAAACGAAGCUCCACAACCAUUAAGUUUCACGGCAGUCGGAUUCGCUUUACACGAUCGUGUGGUUGUUGCUUGUAUAUUUCGAACAGUCAUUUUGUGGGAUAUUCGACUGAAUCGUCUGUUGACCAAUUUCUAUGCACCUGUCGGUUCCUUGACUCGAUUUGUUACGGAUUCUACUCAACGACUAUUGAUUGGCUACUCCAAAUCUGCGAAAGAAUUAUACAUGUGGGAUCUCACUACCGCUCUGACCAGUAUUGCACACACAUAUAACGAAGCCCUGCUCUGUCCGAUCGAUCGCCUAUCAAAAGCAGUUACAAACAUUCUCCCCAGUCAGGUCUCCCAGUUUUCUGCGAUAGCUCACUGUGCGCACAGUGAUGAGUUAGGUGCGUUUGACUGCAGCACCGGUCGGAUGACAGAUUUGUUCACACACGAAGGCCAAGUGGUAACAGCUACUCUAAGCGCGUGUGGUCAGUACGUCCUGGUCGGUUUGAAACUUCCUCCGGGGUAUGAAUCACAACCAGUGAAUGUGAUUUGGUCAUUGCAAUCCCGAGCGCUGUUGUGCGAAUUCGGUAUUCAAGUCGGUUUUCACUUAUCCGGUGGUUCUACCGAAGCUAAAUUUCUACAGAUUCAAGAAAUCGAUGCGAAAACGUGUGAAUUGUAUGCUAUAAAUGUGAACGAAUUGGACACUGGAACUGAUUCAAAUCCCGUCCGUGUGGAAUGUUGUCUAACGCUACCGCAUUUGGAAACUCAUGUGACCCCGUUCUGGGCGGCAGAUGAUCAAUGUUUAUUGGCUUUGGUUUCGGACCAACUAGACAGUUCUAGAAAUGUUCACAACAAAUCUCAGUUAGUCUUGAUGGUUGAGAAGCAAGGAGAAUGGAGCAUUUCUUACCCGAUUAUAGACAGCCACGAAGAACAACUUGAUUGCAAGCCGCACAUUCUCUCG